Molecule: messenger RNA, 249 nt
Organism: Aspergillus bombycis
Lineage: Eukaryota; Fungi; Ascomycota; Eurotiomycetes; Eurotiales; Aspergillaceae
Exons: 2
Coding region: 1-249 (82 amino acids)
Source: RefSeq, a predicted model, not a curated record
AUGCAGAUCUCCUGGUUUGCCAUUAUGGCGGUUCUGUUCACUGCCGUCGCUGCCAAAUCGACCGCAACCACUACGACUGCCGCUGCGACUUCGGCCAAGGAAAGCUCUAGCUCGGCUUCUACCAAACCAACCAAGAAUGCGGCUGCCGGAAACGCCCUGAACAACCCAUUCGCAUUCCUUCGAGAGUUACACGGAGGCGUUGAUGGCAAUGGAUGUUAUUUAAGGAGGAAGAGGGGGAUUAAUGGCUGA